Messenger RNA from Pimephales promelas (fathead minnow), 1756 nucleotides. NCBI's taxonomy places the organism in Eukaryota, Metazoa, Chordata, Actinopteri, Cypriniformes, Leuciscidae. The record is from RefSeq and is a predicted model, not a curated record.
UGAUUCGCUCCCAUCCUCUGCUUUUACUAACAGCAAAUAACAACUAUAAACUUUUAUCUCUUGCUAUGAAAACUUGUUUUUAAAGAGCAAUUAAUGCGUUGUCAUCUGUCACGCCAAUAUAAAUUACUUUCUUUCGAAAUGACGUUGGCAGUCGUUGGUUUCACCCUGUUUAUCAGCAUCAUCGCCACCACGCCUGCAGCUAGAGAGUUUGUAUCUCUGGCAGAAAGAGAAGAUGCUCUGCUCAGGGACUUGUUUCAGGGGUACCAGCGCUGGGUCAGGCCUGUUCUGCAUGCAAACCACUCUGUGAAGGUCCGCUUUGGCUUGAAGAUAUCUCAGCUAGUGGAUGUGGAUGAGAAAAACCAACUCAUGACCACUAAUGUGUGGCUAUGGCAGGAAUGGCUGGAUUAUAAACUGCGUUGGAACCCUGAUAAUUAUAGUGGCAUCACCUCUAUCAGAGUCCCGUCAGAGACCGUCUGGCUCCCAGACAUUGUUUUAUAUGAGAACGCUGAUGGACGUUUUGAAGGCUCACUUAUGACCAAAGUCAUUGUGAGGCACAAUGGCAUGAUCACUUGGACCCCUCCUUCUAGCUACAAAUCAGCCUGCACCAUGGAUGUGACGUUCUUCCCGUUCGAUCGCCAGAACUGCUCUAUGAAGUUUGGCUCUUGGACAUAUGAUGGAAACAUGGUUGAACUAGUGCUCCUCAACCAGCAGGUGGACAGAAGGGACUUCUUCGAUAAUGGCGAAUGGGAGAUUCUCAGUGCGACAGGGGUCAAAGGAAGCCGGCGAGAUGGCCACCUCUUCUACCCGUACAUCACGUAUUCGUUCAUCCUGAAACGUCUUCCUCUCUUCUACACACUCUUUCUUAUUAUUCCAUGCCUCGGCUUGUCCUUCCUAACAGUGCUGGUUUUCUACCUUCCAUCCGACGAAGGGGAAAAGGUCUCCCUCUCCACCUCCGUCCUGGUGUCUCUCACCGUCUUCCUCCUCGUCAUUGAUGAGAUCAUCCCUUCUUCCUCUAAGGUCAUCCCGCUGAUUGGGGAGUACCUGCUUUUUAUCAUGAUCUUUGUCACUCUCUCCAUCAUCGUGACAGUGUUUGUCAUCAACGUGCACCACCGCUCUUCAGCUUCUUACCAUCCGAUGUCUCCAUGGGUGCGUACGCUGUUCCUCCAGCGACUGCCACAUUUGCUCUGCAUGAGGGGGAACACGGACCGCUAUCAGAACCCAGAGCUGGAGCCCCACAGCCCUGACCUGAAACCCAGGAACAAGAAAGGCCCUGAAGGAGAAGGCCAGGCUCUGAUCAAUAUGCUGGAGCAAGCCACCAACUCGGUUCACUACAUCUCAAGUCACAUUAAGAAGGAGCAUUUUAUUAGAGAGGUAGUACAGGACUGGAAGUUUGUGGCCCAGGUGCUGGACAGGAUUUUCCUCUGGGCAUUCCUCACUGUAUCUGUUCUUGGCACCAUUCUCAUCUUUACACCUGCCCUGAAGAUGUUCCUGAGCACCCCCCCACCUCCUUCUCCAUGAGACGUCCAGAAUUACAGUCAAAUCCAUCACAUUACAAAAGGGAAUAUUAUUGUGCUUCCAAUAAUAGUGAAGACAGUGCACAUUACUAUGUAGAAGUAAUUUGUUCUUUCACUGCAUUAAAUAAUCAGAUGUAUGAUUAACAUCAUAAGAUGCCCAAUAAUGUGCAGAGUAGCAUCACCUGUCCUAAGUGAUUCAAUAUGCUGUUUACAACUUUAUUUUGUAAGACAUCUGUUGUUUG